AGAAGUACACCUAUAAUAAUACAAAUAUCUUCCAAAGGAGCACGCUACUUGUCGACCAUAUUUGUGGCGCCAACUGUGAUGAUACAGACAUAACUUCACCUCUCUCAAUCUACUAGAUAAGGGAUGAAUACAGGAACAAAAGCAAUUACUUUUCAAAAUUGACAAUUCAAUCGACAUUUUUUACAAUAACCGUACUUAACGAACAAGAAGUUAAAUGUAAUUAUGAUUCUCACGUAAUUCCCCCAAAAAUUGAUUACUUGUGUAUAAAAUGGCUGCGAAAACUGACCAAAUGCCAGAAGCAUCAACAGCUGCUAAUAUCGAUGUUAGCCUACGAAUUUCUCUCGCUCAAAUGCUCGACCUUGCUCUCGGAGCACCAGAAGUUGGCGCGGUUAAUUUUAAUAUUCUUCAUAAUUUCCUCUAUGUCUUGUUGCAUCAAGUAAAUUUGCAGGCUAUCAACGUUGAGUAUCGUGGCGAAAAUGCGAAUCGUAUUAAAAGGAUAGUAACGUCUCUGAAACCGAGUCCUGCUUUUCCCGAAUAUGAUGCUACCGACAAAGUAUUGCUACAAAAAGAUGGUACAGACGUUGACAUAUUUAAAGAUAUUGAACUAUUUGCAGAGGAAAUUUUGAAAGUGACAAAUGAUGUGGGGCAACAAGAUUUUCAGAAAGUUCCGAUGGUUGUGGGCGGUAUUCCUUCAGUAUCAGCGUUCAAAGAGCUUGAACAAUCUGUAAAACAAUUGCAACAGCAGUAUCAGGCUUUGGAAGAUUUGUCUACAUCUUCGGAAAUAGUCGAAGGUUUAAAGGAAAGAAUCGCAGACCCUAAAGCGGAUUUGUGGCAAUUUAUUAACAUCAAUAAGAGAUUGGACACUAACGAACAAGGUAUCGAUAAGCUUACGGCGACGGUACAAGAUAUGAUCAAAGGUGAGGCUGACGUGGCAAUAUCAACAGACACAUCUUUAAUUAAGACGAAAUUGGAUGAACUCGAAGAUAAAAUCUCUAAGAUGGAGCAAUGGCUCAUUCAUCUGCAAACAAUUACCGAUAUCCUAACCGAGGAUUUAAUCGCGCCAACUGAUGUAAAAGCAGAAGUAAAAUCAGAAAUGGAAGAUUCAGAAACAACAGAACCCGCAGCAAUUGAGGAUGCGAUCAUACCAACGCGUGAAAAAGAAGAAAGGACGAAGGAAAUAUCUACAGCAGCAGCUGAUAAAAUACGUAAAGCAAAAGUAGCUGAUAAGCUUGUUCCAACAGCCUUUAUGGGUAAUAAGCUUCGUUUCAUAACAAUUAGUGUAACGUCAAAUUUAAUUUUUUAAACAUUAGAAAUAUCUUUAGAUGGGACUGCCAUAGCAGAAAUACGCCAAGAUGUUACCGCAUUAAAAACAGAUGUAGCUCGUAUAAAACAGGAAUUACAAGAUCUCAACGAAAGAGUUUCCUCGGUUGUCGAUGCGCCAACGGUAAAAGAAAGGCCUGUUUUUGAUAAAUCGAUUAAAGUACCACAAGAAAUUGUCAGUGCGCCAUCGGUACAAGACAAACCUGUUGAAGAACCGAUUGAAGAUAAAGAAAAAAUAACCGAUGUGAAUGAAAUCGCGAAGUUGAACCAAUAUGUGGAAGCUGUAAAAAAUAUAGAAACAACGCACGGCAAAGCUUUGCACGAUGUUACGCAACGCGUAGUUGUAUUGGAGACAGAAAUUGGACAUUUGUUAGAAAAAGUGGAUAGUACACAAAAAGCUGAGAAGACAGACAAAGCCGACAUUACCAACCUUGUUACAAAAGUGCAAAAUAUUGAAAUGGAUAUGGAGAAAAUUGAACAAGUGAUGGCCACAUUGCUCAAUGACAAGGAAAAACAGGAAACGCACAUCAAUACUCUACUGGAACAAAUAGAAUUUCUAAAAACUGUUAAAGCAAGCAAAGAAGAUCUCGAAGAUGCUUUAGCCGACAAAGCGGAUACUCAAACUGUGAACCGAAAGGUGUCACAUGAUCAAUUUGAUGCUGUUUGCGAUGAUCUCGCUCAUGGUCUCGAAGAGGCAAUCGACAAAUUAACCAAACAAGAAUCGAUUUGGCAACAAGCACUUGAUGAAGUGCAGAGUGAAAUCGCGACCAAGGUGGACAAAAUCGAGAUGAUGCCAUUGAAGGACUUUGUAAAUAAUAAAUUAAAAUCGCUUCAAGAAAAAUUGAAGAUUAUGACUGAAGCGAGACGAGAGAUCGAGGCGGCAGGAACGAAGAAGCUGCUUAGAGAUGUCCAAUGUAUAUCAUGCGACAAAGAUGUUGUAAUGAAGACAGAGGAAGUCGCUAGAUUUCGUGCCGAUUCUUUACCUUGCACUACCAGCGUGAAACCCUAUCUCACGUACAAGUUAGAUCAAAUUAGAAAAUGCCAGAAAAGAUUGCCUUACGGCAGAAAUAUGAUCCAAUUUGAAGCAGCCGUACAAGCGGAGAUAAAAAAGAUAAAAGCGAAGGAAGAGAUGCUCGCGAAAACUCCUAGAGAUCAUCUGAGCAAUCGGUACUGCGGCGGGAGUCACACAAUCACGACUCCUCAGCAAAGAGUCAUGCGGACGGGAUAUUUCCUUACUCAAUGGGGGCCUGAGACGAUACAAUUAACGGACGGUUUGAUAAAGGGGAAAGACGGUCAAAUGUAUCGUAGUCGACCCACGUCGGGUAAACCGGACGUUUGCAGACCAGCUUGUUGGGAAAGUCAAAUUAGCGAGGAAAUUGUACCCUCGGAAUCUGCUUCGACAGUGCCUAAAUCUCUGUCAACCCGACGAAAUAGCGCUGGAAACAGUGAUUGAAUAAUAUAACACCUUUCAUUCAGAGAGUUUACCACAUUUGCUAGAGUUGUAAUUAAAUUGAAUUAAAUAUUAUGUUGAAAUAUGUCAUGUAAUUAUUAUAAUUAUUAUUGUUAUCCGAUCUGUGUAAUACAUCAAGAGUACAUUUUUUGUACUCAUUUUGUUAUACAUUAUAGAAAAACGGAGUUUGAGGAAACAAUCUAAAGAACGAAAAGUAUCUUGAAGGAACUUGAGAAAAAUUCAGUAUGUUUUAUAGGCUUUAUUUAUUUUAUUAUUGAAGAUAUAAUUGAAAAUUUGAAAACUUUUUAUGCAAUUUCAUUCAAACAAAUUACAAUUUUUUAUUCAGCACAGAUGAUAGAAACAAAUCAAGCCACAUUUCCACAAGAAAAUGGCAACUACUCGCCACUCAUUUUAAUUUAAAACAUGGAUAAGAAUUAAACGAAACCAAUGGAGGGAGAAGAACAGAAUAAAUUAAAUUAAAUAUACCUAGUAAAAAAUGUAUAUAACUAAUCUAAUUCAGUUGACAUAGAUACUUUUAUGUAUUCUUCGAAAUAAUAGGCAUUUAUACAAUCUUGUAAAAUUUUUACGCACAAAAUCCUCUAUUGUCAUGUAAAAAGAUUUUCUUGGAUUGUUUAAAUGAAACGAUUUACCAAAUUGUGACUGUCAAACUGGAGUUAUUAGUUAUUUUAUUAUUAAGAGAAAUUUCCAGAGUACACAAGAUUACCUAUUGAAGUCAAUUUGGAACAUCGGUGGUCUGUUUGCUAAAACAAAAAUAUUAGAUCGCACUUCACGUUUACGGCCGUACGAGAAUAUUGCGACCGCGUCAGAAUAUUGCACAUCGCCAUCCGGAAUUCCUUUUUUUACGCAAAGGGCGCAUACACAGCGCUCAAGAUAUUUUGUUGGACUCACUUUUGCUCGAUCUUACUUUAUGUAUUCUACAAACGAGAACUAUGCGCGC
Monomorium pharaonis (pharaoh ant) is the source of this 3728-nucleotide messenger RNA. RefSeq lists its product as uncharacterized. The record is from RefSeq and is a predicted model, not a curated record. NCBI's taxonomy places the organism in Eukaryota, Metazoa, Arthropoda, Insecta, Hymenoptera, Formicidae.